AUGUAUUUUGGGACUAAAACCUCCAAGUUUUGUUUCAGAAUCAUUUCCUUUUCGUCACUGGAGUCAGAGUUGAGUUUUGAUUUGGAAGACUCCGAAAUAAACUUUGAUUGAGCACGCUCGACAACUGUGAACUCACUGCUUAGAGCUUUGAGAGCAAUUUACAAUAUUUCAAGCGACGAAGGGGAAGACUCCUUUGCAGACGAGCUGCUUGUAUAUUAGGAAUGGAAAGCUAGAUAUGAAGCGGAGGAGCAGGCAAACGAAAAGCAGGAAAGAAAACUCAAGGACUGCUUUGGAUGGUAAUUUCGUCACCUAAACGAAAGAUUUCCACGCGUGUUUAUAGCCCGUUUACAUUUCUCCUUAGCAAGACUGUGUUUUGUCAAGGUAUGAUUGUUCUAUUAAAUUCAGUUUGUGUUUUACUUUCCGUUGAAUAGACAAAUUUGGCUAACUCACACGUGACUUGAAUUGGGUACAACAACAACCAAAACAAGUGUGUACGUAUUGAAAUUUGGAGAAAAUUAAGCCACGAUUCUGCGGUUUUGUUGCACCAGAGACUGUCAGAACAGCUCCACUAACUGAAAAAAUCUGCCGUUUUAUGGGUUUCCGUUAAAUUUUAAAAGUCUCCUCUCUGUUUGGAUCGUGAAAAUGAAAAGAGAUCCACGAUAUUUCAACGUCAGUACUGCAGCGAACACUUUAUAUCAGAAGAUUUUAUUAAUCCUUACUCUAGUAAAAAUUGAUUGAAGGCCGAUGCAGUUCCUUUUUUUUCAUGGGAUAAAGAUAAGCAGGAGAAGGUCCAAGCGGUGAAGAGGUACGCAUCAGAAAAGAUGAAUCAAAGCAGAAAAGAAAAUGAAGCAACGGAUUCAGCAGCAUCUGAAGGAGAAUGUGUCACGUUGGUCUUGACUAGGGCUGGCGAAUAAAUUAUUUCUCGAAAGAACAAACAUCUUGAGGAUGAAAUCUGUAGCUAAUUAGAUGAACAUCUUAGAAUUCCCUGGUUACAUAAUUUUUCUGUAUCCUACCUUCUUUCUUAAUGUACAACCCAAAGAAAGAGGGAAAAUUUAUUACACUUUUCACAGUAUUUAACAGUCAUGGUGAAUUCCUGAAUAUCAUUACAAUUUCUGUUGCCUAAUCUAGACAGAAAAAUGCAGAUUUACUGGGAUACUACAAUGAGAAAAUCAAUUGUUAUUUACACAGAGAAACUGCUCUUGAAAUAUACCAAGACUGGGGUAGUCAUGUAAAGAUUGCAUCACUCGGGAUAUCUUUGAUAUCAAGACAUGAAUAAUCAUUCAAUGAUGAUUGCAGUGUCCUCCCUCCCUUACAGGAAGAGCGUGUUUAAUUAAUUUAAAACUUCUGCCCUGCCAUCGCUCUCCCUGAACAUUACAGCUAAAAUGAGGCUCUUCAAUUUUUCUUAGAGAUCUUUAGCAAGGUGCCUUGACAUGGAAAUCCUGCAACUACUGACACGUGUAAACAUCAUCAACAUACCCUUCCCGAAAGAACUUAUAGCUUUUCUCUCCAGCAUUCUUUUUUCCGCCUUGCUCGAGCCACGAAGACCAUGUUCUUUGACCCAAAUUUUGGAAAAUUUGAUCAGUUCUAUUCUUUAUUGAAUAGACAACUAAAGCAACGCACAUGAUUAACACAACAAAUAAAGAAAAUAUUAAGGGAGCCUCGUUUUCACGCAAUGUAGACACCCAAUUCAAUGUCACGUGUGUGUUAGCCGAAUUUGUCUAUGCAUCAUGACAAUGUGAGAUAUCGAACCUUCCUGGGUAGACGUCACAAGAGCCACUGGACCCAUUCUCCUCAAACUCAGUCGCGAAACAAAAUGCCGGUGUUUUGGAGCUAUUUUCGAGAUUUCGUCAGGGUACAGAAAAUCGAGGAUUUGACCGAAUCCAAAAAUUAUUUUGCAGAAGUAUUUCCAAACAAGUAGAUUCGUUUUAGCAAAAAAAAAAUUGGGGUUAGGUGCACUUUAAGUCCAACAAAGAAUCCCUGAUAACAUAAACAGAAAAAAUAGAUUUGCAGUCACAUGAUUUAUUGACUUCAUUUACCUUUAAGUUUACAACUCUGAGUUAUGGUUUUAAAGCAUUAUAAAUACAAUAUGAAAAUAAUCAAGAACUAAAAAGGCAUAAAAUACGGCAUAAUUGUGUUUGUUGUAGCAAAUGAAAUUGAAAGUACCAUUCCUUUUGCAUCAAUAACCCUUAAAGUUUUGGAGGUAUUGGAAAUAAAUUUACAUUUGACAUUUAAAUAAAGCAUCACAUUUACAAUACAUAUUUUGUAUUUAUCUACUUUCAACAAAAAUUCAAAUACAUCUAAACUAUUACGUUACUGCAUUGGUAAAAAAAAAACGUAGUAGGAUGACUGACACUUUCGAAUGUAAUGUUCCGUUCUUGAUUAUAAAAGCUUACUGAUAUUGCAACUCAGCCGAGACAUACAUGUCACGUAUCCCUGUAUCAAAUCAAUGUAACUCAGGAAUCCUUGUUUCACAAUAAGAGCUUUUUUUAUGCACUGCAACAGCAGGGUAGCAAGGCAACACAAAUAAGAAAAGCAGCUAAGAUGGAAACAGUAGGAUACAGUACGCAGCGAAUUACAAUACAAGAUUCUUUACUUUGUAGAAAAUGUGGACAUGACAUCACAGUGGCUGCAAACCUCAAUAACAUAGGCAGUAAACUUGCCAUUCGACAGAGGAAUGACACUAUACUUGGAGUCAAGCAUUGUCUUAUUCAACUCUUCAAGAAUCCUCAUGGUCAGCAUUUUGAACUUGUAACAGCCACCUCUGCAAAUAUUAAAGGACAUGGUGAGGCCUUUGAAGAGCAUUCUUGGUUUCCUGGUUAUGCAUGGCGGAUAGCUGUGUGCCCACAGUGUGGUGCCCAUAUGGGAUGGUCAUUUGAGGAUGAUCACAUAGUGGGCUAUGAAGAAAGCAAGAGUAAAUACCUAAAGAAUCAUGAUGAUCUUGCUAAUGGAAAAGAAGGAGAGAAAGAAGAAUCCCCAGUGAAAACUUAUUCUUUUGUGGGUCUCAUUUACCCAAAUCUUAUUCCAGAGCAUUGUGAGUUAAGAUUUAUCUACUCGAUCAGUCAGCCUGUGUUGUUUGCAAUGGCAACAUUAAGGUGGGUGAACACAGUUUAUGAUAGCUGUGUUUCACUUACCGUUUGUCUGAAACUGUUGAUCUUUGGGUCCCCUGAAGGGGCAAACUAAGCGCCACUGCCCUGGCAACAUGACUGGACACUUGCUAAAAGUGAGAAUGGAAUCAAUUCAUUUGAAACUGCUCAAGAAUACAGGAAAACAAUCCAAGUCCAAAAUUCUCAGAAAAUAACAAAGUGAACUCCAAAAGGGCAAGAAUAAGAGUGUAAAGGAUUGCAGGAUGUUUCAGCCUAGUCACAAGCAGAGCCAACUUGUUAUUGUUCUAAACCUAUUUUUUUUAACUUUGUGCAGACUCAGCUUAGAAAAAUGUUAUUUAACUGGAGGAAUUCAGGUGCUAAACUGCAUUUCUAUAUAAGCAUUAUUUUACAAUCCAAAUAAUUGGCAUUUUGGUUUAGGUAUUAUAGUCAGGUCAUUGGAGUACCUCUCAACACACACUCUGUCUUUUGGUUGUCUCCGCUCAGGCAAACACGUGUUUUCUGGUGUGAACGAACUCUGUUCAAGCUAAUUUAUGUCUGUUUGUUUCUUUUACAGAUGCAGACUCAUUAAUAGUGACGCCUAAAGCUUACAGAAGUUAGAUGUCUUAGAUUUGUAGCUACCACAAUUUUAGUAGUUUCUCAGUUUUUUUUAGCAGUUAAAGAAAAAAUUGUAUAACAACUUUUCCUGCUUUCCGUUUGUCUGUUUAACAAAUAGAUUCCAUGUUGCCGUGCGUCUGGUCAGUAAUAGAUCACAGAUGACGUCAAAAUGU
Messenger RNA from Orbicella faveolata, 3871 nucleotides. RefSeq lists its product as uncharacterized. NCBI's taxonomy places the organism in Eukaryota, Metazoa, Cnidaria, Anthozoa, Scleractinia, Merulinidae. The record is from RefSeq and is a predicted model, not a curated record.